Messenger RNA from Linum trigynum, 770 nucleotides. The record is from the annotation of a GenBank genome assembly. Lineage: Eukaryota; Viridiplantae; Streptophyta; Magnoliopsida; Malpighiales; Linaceae.
GAGCGAGGCUGUGUUCACGAAGUAGGAUUUGAACGUGAAGGCUGGAUCCGCUCUAUGCUUGGCUGCUACGAUCGAUUCCGCGGCGGAUCCAGAUCCCAACCAACUUGGUAGAGCGGGUCCCGAGGCUUGAGAGGCUGAUGAAGAGCGACGCAUACAAGGCUGCAUUUUUUCAAUUUUUGGGUUGAACAAGACAACCUGUCGUGGGGGAAUGCUUCGCUCUCCAAUACUGUGAGGAAGCUACAACGCGAUGUCGCCAAGGUUCGUCCUUCUUCGUGAAUUGGCCAGAAUUUCGUAUUUCUCUUUACAGUCUCUUUAAGAGGAUGAAGAAACUUCCAGAGUCAUGGCCGCAGCAGCUCCACUACUCGCAUUUUUCACAACCCAUAUAAUGUACCUCAACUUUUACAAGAUCAGAUGGACUACGGAUGGAACAUAAUAGUCUAAGUCUGUGUUGCAAUGGGUAUCACCCAGCUUCUCACGUCGGCGAUUUUGGCAGAAGUGAGCCGCCAUCUGCCUCGAUGGAAGGUUUGCAUACUAGUAAUCGGAGGCGGACUGGGCGUGCUGCUGGAGAUGAGAUCUACGACUUCCCUCCAUACAAAGGCUACUUCGAUGCUCAUUCAAUUUGGCAUGCCACAACCAUUCCUCUCACAUACGUGUGGUGGAGCUUCGUUAGAGAUGAUGCUGACCUCACCAUCUCAUAGACUCACCCUGAUAAAGUCUUGAUGGUUUUGUAAUUUUAUUUUAAUAGUUAGAAAUGAAAUGAAAAGUUUAAA